GCGCCGCAUCUCUGUUGGUCUUUCUUCCCAAAACCCAUUUGGCCUUGAACAGAGCUCGCGACAUGAAGAAAUAAAAAAUAUGAGCGAUUCUCUAUUUGCCGAGGCAGAUGCUAGUGAAGUUCUUGCUGCUGCUUUGAAGCAAAUGGAUGAAAUUAUUAAUGGUUCAAAUGAAACGAAUAGUGAGAAGCUACUGGAAUGUUUAGGUGAACGCCAGAUUUCAGCUCCCCAAAUGGAUAUACAUUCUUUGACUACAAACCUCAAACUAGCCGUAGAACAAAAUGGUAUUUUUGAUGGCAACGGAAAUGAUACCAAGUGCUUAAAUCUGGAUAAAAGCACUGUUGUGUUUCUCUUACAAUGGUUGCGAAAUGAACUGACGAACCGCGAAUCUCAG
Uloborus diversus is the source of this 391-nucleotide messenger RNA. RefSeq lists its product as uncharacterized. NCBI's taxonomy places the organism in Eukaryota, Metazoa, Arthropoda, Arachnida, Araneae, Uloboridae. The record is from RefSeq and is a predicted model, not a curated record. The annotation marks the transcript as partial. The transcript is spliced from 3 exons.